AUGAAUGCCAACAUGUCCACUAUUGCACCUCUCACCUUCAUUGCUUCACAAUUUGAAAUGGUUCCUCCUGCAAGGUAUUAUGCCUUUUCGUAUCGCAUUUUGGGAACCAUUGCAGCAAGUCUUGUUCUCGCAGUUGGAAUAACAGGAAACAUUCUUGUUAUAACCGUCACUAUGUGGUCUUCCAAAAUGCGGAGUCCUACAAAUUGCUAUUUAGUGUCUCUAUCAUUCAGCGAUUUGCUUUUUCUUUUACAUGCUGCCGCCCCCUUAAUUUUUGAACUCUAUGUCAUGAUAAACCAAUGGACUUUUGGAGAUUUGGCCUGUCGAAUAAUGAUAGCAAUGCAAUACUUAUCUGUGGAUGCGUCUAUUCUCUCCAUGGCCGCAUUUUCAGUUGAACGAUGGGUUGCUAUCUGCCAUCCGAUGCGAGCACAAACUCUCUGUACAGUUAAUAGAGCUCUUAAGAUAAUAGCGGGCAUAUGGAUAUUCUCUGCAGCCUAUAAUUCGGUUUGGCUAUUCACUGUUACUACUGAGAUCAGAUACUAUCUACAAGGGACUUAUACCACGUGCACCUAUAAAUAUGCGCGUGGUCGUUACCUCAUUGUAUAUCUUCUUGAUCUAAUACUGUUUUACGCCAUUCCACUAUGUCUUAUCUUCCCCAUGUAUAUACAGAUAACUUCACGCUUAUUUACCUUCCACAAAUCGCUCUGGUUCAAUCCGAUGAAAAAGAAGUUGGAUGGUGAAAGAGGAACUGGAGCUGCAAGUUUGCCGAGACGGGCGAAUUCUGUCUCGAGAGGUUAUGCGAACGAGCCCGCAGGUCAGGGCGGCAUGAGUCGUGCAGGCAGUCGGCAAGUUCGUUCAAGGAAACAAGUUGUCAAAAUGCUCAUGACAGUGGUCUUUCUUUUUGCAAUUUUCUGGUUGCCAUAUCGAUCACUUGUUGUCUAUAACAGCUUUGUGACAAUAAGAAAGCCGGAUUACUGGUUGUAUCUUUUUGCCAAAACAAUGGCCUUUCUCAAUUCCACGGUUAAUCCUAUUCUCUAUAAUGCAAUGUCCAAGAAAUUCCGCAGAGCAUUUCGACUUCUGAUUACUCAAGAAUUUCAUGAAGUUCGUUCCCUUGCAGUGCCCUGCUUUGGGAAACAACGACGGUUAAAUAGCGUCUUGGGCAGUCGACGAACGGAAUGCAUGCGUUCUCGGGAUUAUCUGCGACAAAUUCAACUGCGAAGACAUGUGCUAUCUGAGAACGUCAUGAAUGAAACUCAAAACAUUGAAAUGCAUUUGAUUGAAGGCCAAGAGAAGUAUGGAUCACCAAAAAAGGAAAAUUCAUAA
This is a messenger RNA of Rodentolepis nana, 1320 nucleotides long. The record is from the annotation of a GenBank genome assembly. NCBI's taxonomy places the organism in Eukaryota, Metazoa, Platyhelminthes, Cestoda, Cyclophyllidea, Hymenolepididae.